Molecule: messenger RNA, 2315 nt
Organism: Mytilus trossulus (common blue mussel)
Lineage: Eukaryota; Metazoa; Mollusca; Bivalvia; Mytilida; Mytilidae
Exons: 5
Coding region: 160-1032 (290 amino acids)
Source: RefSeq, a predicted model, not a curated record
AUACACAUUUUAAUUAUACACAAGGACAACAACUUAAUUUUAAAAUUCAACAUAGAGUCUGCAUUCGUAUUAUGAAAACACCUGCUAAGUAUUACUGUCGACGCGGAGAAGAUACACAGAAGACUUAAUGACAAAAGUGUUUCAUUAAAGUGUUUCAAAAUGUCAUCAGUUUUAGCUUUGAUGGUGAUAACAGUUUAUAUAGAAAUGGUUCCAGGAAUUCAGUAUAAUAUACUCACAGUAGGAGUUCAAAGAGGUGAACAAGCUGUAUUGAAAUGUCCACACUGCGGAUCUAGAAGGACUUGGUUAGGACCGGAUGUCAACAAUUCAGCUAACGGAACAACGUUGAUUUAUUUUUCAAAUUAUAUCAAAAACCCGCUACUGAACCAAUCCAACAAGUAUUUUGUGCAGGCAGAUGAAGGAAACUAUGACUUGAAUAUUUUAAAUUUCCAAAAAGAAGACACUGGUGUUUAUCUAUGCAGAUUUCUUAAUAAAGGGACAUUUAAUGAAAAUAAGUAUAACGUUUUAUUACUGGAGUAUUUAUCAAGUACAACAAUGAUCUACAUCGAAGGAAGAAAUACUGCUCCAGAUAAUACUUCAGAUUGGGCAACAGACUCAAUAUUAUUGAAAGAAGAUAAUCGUUGUAUAUGUAAUUGGUCAGUGAAUAAUGACUUUUGGAAGGUAUCAGGCAGUUUCGUUGGAGGAAUUAUUGUAUGUUUAAUAUGUUCAAAUGUAUAUUGCUACAUGAAACACAAGAAAGCAUCGAAGGAUAUAUUGGAUGUUCCUCUAGAUGUUCAGUAUGAUGAAAUAAGCACCAGUAACUAUAAUAUCGGUAAUAUUGAAACAGGGCGUGACGAUACAAGAGAUCGUAUGACAGUAAUGCAUUUGUCUGGGAUCAACAUUGAUACACUUUUUAAUAAAUCACCAACUUUAAGCUACAGUUCUACCAUUGAUUCCUUAUCAAGGAAAACAGAAGGAUCUGAAAACACAUACGAAUCAAUAAAUCUCGAUCAAAAUCAUGAAUUCAAAAUGUGAAGCGAGCACCACAACUUUAACUAGCUUAUAUGACAAUACUGUGGUUUUUCCUAUAAGAAAUGAAAAUAUUAAAGGAGAUGUAAAUGACAAAACUCCAUGGCUAUUUAUCUACAAUCCCAUGGCACAUGUUGAACAUUCGUUAAAGUAAUAACAAACAAUAACAUGUACAGAAAAAGAAAAAGGAAGACAUUUUAUUAUGCAAAUUUAUAUUUUGUUUGCUAUAAAUGCGUAUCAAAAGAGCAUUCGAGGAGUCGAAAACAGAUCAAAGAGGAAACUUUUGUUAAUAUGGUUCAUGUUAAUAUAUAGACGAGGUUAAUUUCUCAAUCAUUUGUGAUGCCAAACAUUUUCGUUAUAUAGAUACAACAUGCAUUAUAUAUGAGAGGAUUUUUAUAGUACAGCUACUUUACUCAUACGCGGUUGCUGUGUGUUAAUUAAAGUUUGUCUGUAUAGUUAGAUUUUUCGUAUGUUUGAACGUGUCGUAAGUCGUGUUCAAUUCCUUUCAUGUAUGUUUACACAGUUUGCAUGCUAGAUCUUAAUUAUUUUUACGUUAACUUAUCAUGUCUGUUUCGAUUACAUACCCAAAUUUGCAAAUAUAACGGAAAUAUAAACAACUCUCAUACACAUGAGGGUUUUGCUAGCUUUAACACCAGGAUUAACCUACUAGCGUCGCCGACCGACCGUGCGAGGGCUGAAAAGCAGGUCAAGGUCGUUAAACACUUCCACUUUUAGUGUCUCCUAUUCAGGAAAAUGGCAGAAUUUUUUCACUUGUUCCGUUGAUUAAAUGUGUUUGAAUUUGCUACUUUUUACGGAAUUCCUUUAACGAAUAUUUUUUAUCAUGUCAAUGCAUUUCGUUUAUGAGAUAUCAAUUAUUGGACGAUUAAAAUACACCAAUAGUUUAUCGUUGUGCUCAUUUAAUAGAUCUGUUGAAAAUGAAUUAAAACACAACACGAUUAGAUAAGAAUUUACGACUGUACUGGUCAAUUUUGUUAUUUUCCUAUAAUUGUAGUUCGUCUAAGCUAUGUAAAGUAUAGUUUUCAAAAUAACUAUCAAAAAGGCAAAACAAAUAUGGUAAGAAUGAUAAAAACUCAAAACACUUAGGGAAAGGCAUACACUUCACAGUGAGUUGUUAUAGAGCAACCGCAUAUGAUGUAUGACAUGCCAGAUGUAAAUGGGAUAGUGGAUGGUGCAUUAGAAAUCUUGUCUGCCUUGUUUAUAAUUUCAUUUUGUUUUAUAAAUGAUAUAUUGAAAUUCACAAUUCCCUCAUGUAUUUUUUUUGUGACAUU